AGUUUUCAAUGACAGCCUGAGGUAGAACUAGGAGUGCUUGCACUGUGCAGGGUAGGGAACGGAUGUUAUUGCUCCCAUCAGCCAUGAUUUACCAAUAUGCUACUGUUUUGUAUAUUUUUCAUUUGAUUCCUGCUUUAUUAGGUGCUCGGCCAUGUGUCCCUUUAAGUUUUGGGCACAGCUCUGUGGUCUGCGUGUGCAACUCCACAUACUGUGACUCUUUAGAUCCUGUUGUUCUUCCUUCUGAUGGCAACUUCAUCCGGUAUGAAAGUAGCCAGUCAGGAAAGCGUCUGGAGCCCAGCACUGGGGCCUUCAAAAAGGAACAGCCAACUAAAUCAGGUCUUGUGUUCACACUGAAUGAUAAGAAGAAGUUUCAGACGAUCAAGGGGUUUGGUGGUGCUGUGACAGACUCUGCUUCAUUAAAUAUUCUGUCCUUGUCUCCUGGAAGCCAGAACAACCUCCUGAAUGCUUAUUUCUCAGAGGAAGGUAUUGGGUACAAUAUUCUGCGUGUCCCCAUAGCAAGUUGCGAUUUCUCAUCACGUAUAUACACCUAUCUUGACACUCCAGAAGACUUUAAGUUGGAGACUUUCAGCCUGCAGUCUGAGGAUACUCAGUUAAAGAUCCCAUUAAUCCAAAAAGCAAAGGCUUUAUCCAAAAGACCGAUCUCCCUCUUUGCCAGUCCCUGGACAGCACCACCAUGGAUGAAGACAAAUGGGGCGGUGACUGGAAAGGGAACCCUGAAAGGAAAUGCAGGGGAUAAAUACCAUAAAACCUGGGCCAGCUACUUCAUAAGGUUUUUGGAUGAGUAUGCCAAGUAUAAUGUGACGUUCUGGGCUAUCACCGUUGAGAAUGAGCCUACAGCAGGGAUGAUGACGGACUACCCUUUUCAGAGUUUGGGAUAUACACCUGAGAGCAUGAGAGACUUCAUUGCCUUUGACCUUGGACCUGCAUUCUCCAACAGUUCUCACAAGCAAGUGAAAAUAAUGAUCUUGGAUGAUGAUCGUCUUUUGCUUCCAUACUGGGCCAAAGUGAUAUUGUCUGAUCUUCAGGCUGCACGCUAUAUACACGGCAUUGCUACCCACUGGUACCUGGAUGCCAUUGCACCAGCUGAUGUCACACUGGGGCUUACUCACCAGCUUUACCCAGAUUACUUUCUGUUAACCACAGAAGCCUGCACAGGGUUCUUACCAUGGGACAAGGGAGUACGUUUAGGCUGCUGGGAUAGGGGAAACCAGUACAGCCAUAGGAUCAUAGAGCAUCUAAACAACUUUGUUGUUGGCUGGACGGACUGGAAUCUUGCUCUAGAUGUGAAUGGAGGUCCCACCUGGGUGGAAAAUUACGUGGAUAGCCCCAUUAUUGUGGAUCUGAGCAAGGAUGUUUUCUAUAAGCAGCCCAUGUUUUAUCACAUGGCGCAUUUCAGCAAGUUUAUACCAGAGGGAUCCCUGCGUGUUGGCCUGGAUGCCAACCAGGAGAGCCAGCUGGAGAGCAUCGCCUUCCUCUGCCCUGAUGGGUCGGCAGUUGUGGUCAUCCUAAACAGAAAUUCAGAUGAUGUCAAUUUUGAAAUAUCUGACCCACUUCUUGGCGUUAUUGAAGCAACGUCUCCUGCAGGCUCCAUUCACACUUAUAUCUGGAAGCGUCCGUAAAGGAAUCAUUGUUUCUGGAUAAGAAGCACAUUAUUUAACGUAUACUGAAAAUUAAAAAACCCCAACUAAUUUAAACAAAUUAAUAAAUGAUGCAUCACCCAUGGAGCAAACAAAACUCACACAGUGUUGCUGGAGUUAAAUCUACCAUAUAUUUAUGAUUGUGGAGGGACUUGGAAUAAUACACCACCCUGAAAUCAGCCACCUUGUAUGUUUUUGAUUUUCAGUUUUGAAAGAGUUUGACAGUUAAAUUAACUUUUCAACUCCAACUUUUUUCUUUUUUUGGUUUCUUUUUGUAGAGGGUGUGGGGCAUUUUUAGUUAUUUGCUUUGUCAAUGGGUAACAAUAUGAACUCUGACUUAUGUCAUAUGUCACAGAACUACCCUUAAAAAUAGGUUGUACCCCACAAAUCCUGCUUAUCUAGGCAUUGUCCCAUUUGGCCUAGGGACUCUGACAGAGGGCAUUUCAAAAUGAUUUUGUUUUUCCUCCAAAAAAAUAAAGAAACAUUCUGGUGCUGAAGGCUUGUUACUAUUCACUAAUACAACUGUGUGAGUUGUCCUAAUCACCCAAUGACUAUUUAAUACAACAAUAUCAAUUGUACACAAAUCUAUAUUUCCUGCAUUUAAAUUUGUCUUUUUUUUUUUAAUAAAUAUUUUGCUUGAUAUUUUUUGAGUAUAUUAAAUUUAUUUUAUCUGCUCAA
Molecule: messenger RNA, 2336 nt
Organism: Bombina bombina (fire-bellied toad)
Lineage: Eukaryota; Metazoa; Chordata; Amphibia; Anura; Bombinatoridae
Gene: GBA1
Product: glucosylceramidase beta 1
Exons: 11
Coding region: 63-1640 (525 amino acids)
Biological process (GO): glucosylceramide catabolic process
Molecular function (GO): glucosylceramidase activity
Source: RefSeq, a predicted model, not a curated record